GUUCAAGUAAAAGAUUAGCUAAACUCUGUAUGGGGAGCUGUUCAGAUAAAAUAGGGCAAACUCUGGAUAGGUGGAGCAUGAGCGUCCCAAGGAAAGCCUAGGGAGAGCUUUAUAGGACGAAAGUCUUUUCUACUGGCUCAGAUUCCACAAAUGGGCUGGCUGUGCGGGACUCCCAGGAGCCUGUUCAGUGCUGGGGGAGGAGCAGUGCAUCCACUUGGAUUGGGACAGAGACUUUCUGGGCUGUCAAGCUGUUGUCCUUCCAUGAUGAGGCUCUACUGUCUGCUUUUGGCAUCUCUUGUUGCUUGCACGGCUUGGGCAGGACACCCAUCCUCACCACCUGUGGUGGACACCGUGUAUGGCAAAGUGCUGGGGAAGUAUGACAACCUGGAAGGAUUUGCACAGCCUGUGGCUGUUUUCCUGGGAGUCCCUUUUGCCAGACCGCCUCUUGGAUCCUUGCGGUUUGCUCCUCCACAGCCCCCGGAGCCAUGGAGCUAUGUCAAGAACACCACAUCUUACUCUCCUAUGUGUUCCCAAGAUCCAGUAACAGGGCAGAAAACUUCAGACCUCGUGAACACCAGAAAGACUAUUACUCUUACGUUUUCUGAAGACUGUCUGUACCUGAAUAUUUACACUCCUGCUGACUCAACCAGGGAAAGUAGGCUGCCGGUGCUGGUGUGGAUCCAUGGAGGUGGCCUGGUUUUUGGUGGGGCUCCACUCUAUGAUGGACUGGCUCUCUCUGCCCUUGAGAAUGUGGUGGUGGUGACCAUUCAGUACCGUCUGGGAAUCUGGGGGUUCUUCAGCACAGGGGAUGAACACAGCCCCGGGAACUGGGGUCACUUGGACCAGGUGGCUGCACUGCGCUGGGUCCAGGACAACAUUGCCAACUUUGGAGGGAACCCAGGCUUGGUGACCAUCUUCGGGCAGUCAGCAGGAGGUGAAAGCGUCUCUGUUCUUGUGCUUUCUCCCCUGACCAAGAACCUCUUCCAUCGGGCCAUUUCCCAGAGCGGUGUGGCACUCACUCCUGCUCUGCUAAGCAAGGAUGUCAAGCCUCUGGCUAAGAAAAUUGCUGUUGCUGCUGGAUGCAAAACCACUUCGUCAGCUGUCAUGGUCCACUGCCUGCGCCAGAAGACAGAGGAUGAACUCUUGGAGGCCACACAGAACUUGAAACUUCUUAGUUUGGACUUAUUUGGAGACCCCAGAGAGAACAUUCCCUCUGUCUCCACUGUUAUCGAUGGUGUGCUGCUGCCCAAGGCACCAGAAGAGAUUUUGGCUGAAAAGAAUUUCAACACCGUCCCCUACAUGGUAGGAAUCAACAAGCAAGAGUUUGGCUGGAUCAUGCCAAUGCUGUUGGGUAAUCCAGUCCCUGAAGACAAGCUGGACCAGAAGAUGGCCACAUCACUCUUGUGGAAGUUCUAUCCCUUUGUUAAUGUUCCUGAGGAGCUGACACCAGUGGCCACUGAGAAGUAUUUAGGAGGAACAGAUGACCUUGUCAAAAAGAGAGAGUUGUUUCUGGACUUAUUGGCAGACUUGAUGUUUGGUAUCCCAUCUGUGAUUGUGGCCCGUGGCCACAGAGAUGCUGGAGCCCCCACCUACAUGUAUGAGUUCCAGUAUUGUCCAAGCUUCACACCAUAUGGGAGACCCAAGACGGUGAUGGGAGACCAUGGAGAUGAGAUUUUCUCAGUGUUUGGAGUUCCAUUUUUAAAAGAGGGUGCCUCAGAAGAGGAGACCAACCUCAGCAAGAUGAUGAUGAAAUUCUGGGCCAACUUUGCUCGGACUGGGAACCCCAAUGGGGAGGGGCUGCCCCACUGGCCAGAGUAUGACCAGAGGGAAGGAUACCUGCAGAUUGGUGCCACCACGCAGCCUGCCCAGAGACUGAAAGCCAAAGAAGUGGCUUUCUAUACCGAGAUUCUAGCUAAGAAGACAAUGAUAAAACCACACCAGAAAGAACACGUAGAGCUCUGAAGAGAAGACCAGCCAGUUUCAGGAGCCUACAACAAUUAACACAGAUGUAUUCCACAGCAACUGUUUGAAGACAAAGCUUGCAUAUAUUUGUAGUGGAUGAAGGAUUGUUUGUUGAGGGUGGGCAGUGUCCAGAGAUGGGAAAUAUUUUCACUGUGGCCCACAUUUGGAAAUAAAUGUUGUUUUGACACAAAAA
Molecule: messenger RNA, 2155 nt
Organism: Chinchilla lanigera (long-tailed chinchilla)
Lineage: Eukaryota; Metazoa; Chordata; Mammalia; Rodentia; Chinchillidae
Product: carboxylesterase 1D-like
Exons: 14
Coding region: 151-1962 (603 amino acids)
Biological process (GO): lipid catabolic process
Cellular component (GO): lipid droplet; endoplasmic reticulum
Molecular function (GO): carboxylic ester hydrolase activity
Source: RefSeq, a predicted model, not a curated record